Messenger RNA from Chlorella variabilis, 1725 nucleotides. RefSeq lists its product as hypothetical. The record is from RefSeq and is a predicted model, not a curated record. The transcript is spliced from 15 exons. The coding region runs from base 1 to 1725 and encodes 574 amino acids. Lineage: Eukaryota; Viridiplantae; Chlorophyta; Trebouxiophyceae; Chlorellales; Chlorellaceae.
AUGGCGAGGCGGCUGCUGCCGCUGUUGCUUGUGGCAGCGGCUCUGGCACCAGAUGCAGCGGGCGACAUGCUGCGCAUGGCAGCGCCUGGGGGUCACCACUCGGAGCAGGGACGUCUCCAGGCCCGCCGCGGGCCCCGCAAGCAGCUGCUGGACUUUGAGCCGAUGGUUGGGGCUGCGGUGCCUGGCGGCACCUACAUUCCCAAGGGCGGCCAGGGCUCUUGGGAGUCGGGCGGCGGCACCGGCAUCAUUAUGAUCCACGCCAACCUGAUGAAGGCGGGGGAGGUGGUGGGCUGGUCGUCGCGCAACCAGGGCCUGCAGGAGUAUGGCAGCGCGGUGUAUGACCCCGCCACCCGCACCUACGAGCAGCUGCUGGACGAGUGUGGCAUCCACGACUGCAAGAACAGCUUUUGCGGGGCCCAGACCACCACAGCCAUGAGCGAGGUGCUGAUCUUUGGGGGCCACGCUGAGGACAUCAACUGGUUCCGCUCCUACAACCACGGCACCGGCAGCCUGUGGAGCACCAAAAUGAACUCAGGGCGCUGGUACCCCGGCGUGGCCACGCUGGGCGACGGCAAGGUGCUGGUGGUGGGGGGAGUGGCGGACAGCGGCAAGGCUGGGUACUAUGUGGAGGGGGAGACUGAGUACGACAACCCAAGCUACGAGGUGUACGACCCCGCCACCAAGUCGUUUGACGGCGACCAUUGGGAGAUGUCUGACCAGCUGUCGGCCGCCUUCCCCAUCCACACCUACCCGCACGUGUUGGUGGCGCCAGACGGCGGCGUGGUCGUGUCGGCGGGCAAGCUGCUGGUCAAGUACAGCCGCUCCGGGCCCUCCACCUUCCAAAAGGAGUUCUCGUACGCCUCCCGACCCGGCCACCCCUGGUCCUACCCGCAGACGGGUGAGCCCCGGCGCCGCGGCCGUGGCGGCAGGCAGGGCGUGCUGCUGCCCAUCCUCCCCCCCUACUACAAGCUCUUCUUCCUGGGUGCGAUCGGCUCCGCCGACGACCGUGCCGACUACAGCACACCCGCAUCCAAGGCCGCCGAAAUCAUCGAGCUCACUGCCGGCCCCGAGGCCACCUGGGAGUCUGUGGGGCCCAUGCCGUACGGGCGUGUCAUGGGGGAUGCCGUCAUCCUGUGCGACGGCACCAUCGGCUUCUUCGGAGGCUCCCAAGUGGGCGUCGCGGGCUGGAGCAAGGAGUCGCGGGACGUGGAGUUCAGGGACGGCACCAGCUGGUGGUGCGAGGAGCGGUGCAGCAAGGGGGAGGAGUCGGAGGCGAUCUACGAGCCCUCCAUCUUCAACCCCGCCACAGCAUCUCCAUCCUCCUCCCUGACUGCAAGGCACGUCAUGCUGGCUGGCUCCGAUGUGACCAACGACCAGACAGCAGAGAUCUACUCACCUCCCUACCUCAGCAAGGGCCCCCAGCCCGUCAUCACCGACGCCCCCUCCUUUGUGCCAGCGGGGAGCGAGGCCACCGUGGCCUACACCUCCGCCAGCCCAGUCAUCCGCGCCCUGCUCAUCCGCAACGGAGCCACCACACACUCCAUGAACUUUGAUGCCCGUGCCCUGUGGCUCAACAUCGCCUCCAACGUGGUCGCUCCAGGCGGCGGCACGCUCAACGUUGCGAUCCCAGGAAACCGCAACAUCCUGCCCCCUGGCAUGUACAUGCUGGUCAUCAUCUCCGACCAAGGCGUGCCCUCCGCUUCUAAGAUUAUCUCCAUUCCCUAG